Lodderomyces pseudojiufengensis is the source of this 738-nucleotide messenger RNA. Its product is annotated as U4/U6-U5 snRNP complex subunit. Gene Ontology annotation, cellular component: U4/U6 x U5 tri-snRNP complex; spliceosomal complex. The transcript has a single exon. Gene Ontology annotation, biological process: mRNA splicing, via spliceosome. Bases 1 to 738 code for a protein of 245 amino acids. Lineage: Eukaryota; Fungi; Ascomycota; Pichiomycetes; Serinales; Debaryomycetaceae. The record is from RefSeq and is a predicted model, not a curated record.
AUGUCUAAUGAAGAAAAGAUCACAGUUGAUCAAUAUGGUAGAAAGAAGUGGAAUUUAGAAGUAUAUGCAAAAGAAGCAAAAGAUAAAAAAAAUAAAUCCAAAAAUCAAACAGAUGAACAACAAUUAAGUAAGAAAUAUGGAUUAGAUCCAAACAGUAAUGAUACAUCAAAAGCUUAUAUCAAGCAUAGAGAUGAUUUAUUAAAAACUUCAUUAGAUGCUGUUAAAACUUACAAUUUAAUUAAUCCAGAUAAUGAUAAUUUAUCAUCUUUUGGAGCAAAUAAAAGAUUUGGGUUCUUUUGCCCAGUAUGUGACUUAUCAUUUCGAGAUAAUUUAUCAUUAAUCGAUCAUUUAAAUUCUCCACAACAUAUAAAUAAAAUUAUUCAAUUAAAUCAAAAGGAAGGACAAAAUGAUGACACUAAUGAAAUAUUAGAUGGUGGAAUACGAAGAGCUAGUUUAAAAGAAGUUAUUAUGACCAUGGAGAAAUUAAUUAAGCAAAAGAUUGCGGAAAAGAAUGAUCAAGAUAUGGAAUCUGCUGGCGGAUUAACGUUUAGUGAACGAAUUGAGAGAAGGAAGUUAUUUGAAGAAAACAAAAGAGAAAAACGAUUGAGUAAGAGACAAUUACAGAAACAGAGGAAGAAACAAAAAAUAGAGGAUGAAAAAGCUUCUUAUCAGCAACUGGAGAGUGAUAUUAACAACAUGAUGGGAUUCGGCAAUUUUGGCUCUACUAAAUCAAAAUAA